Molecule: messenger RNA, 2212 nt
Organism: Eucalyptus grandis
Lineage: Eukaryota; Viridiplantae; Streptophyta; Magnoliopsida; Myrtales; Myrtaceae
Product: mitogen-activated protein kinase kinase kinase 5
Exons: 11
Coding region: 199-1545 (448 amino acids)
Biological process (GO): protein phosphorylation
Molecular function (GO): protein kinase activity; ATP binding
Source: RefSeq, a predicted model, not a curated record
UACGCGACGGACGACGAGGUCGGGUUGUCCCACGAGGGCGGCUUCUCUCGGUCGACGCUGGCCCACGUGGGCGGCUUCUCUCGGUCGACGCCGGUGUCGCCCGAGUCAACGCCGGUGGUGCGGUCGCCGGGACGGUCCGAACGCUUUUGGUCGACGGCGGUGCCUCAACCGUUGCCGGUGCCGUUGCCGUUGCCCGAGAUGGCUUGUUUGAGGAUAGCGCCGGAUAGAAAUGGAUUGGCCGAGGUAUGGAGGAGGAACAGUGGUCAGGUCUCCCCAAAAUCGGCUAAACCUUCAACAGACUACAAAAGGGGUUUCAUGCGAGACUUGAGUUUGGACAAUCACAACUUGCGGAUCAAUAUCCCAGCCAGGAGCGCUCCAGCUAGUAGUCUGUCAAGUCCUUAUCUUAGCCCGCAUAAUCCGGCUACUGGGAACAAAUCGACGGUUCCAGAUAGUUGGUCUACUUUCAAAGCUCAAACUCCAACCUUGCCGAAGUCUUUGGGUCAUCUUUCUCCACUUCAAAGCCCGACUUCAAGAACUCCAAAAAGUCCAAGUGGUACUGCAUCAUGGUAUCAACACAAAUCUCUUUCCGAGACUUAUAAUGCCCAUCCAUUACCUCUUCCCCCUUCAACAUCAAAUAUUAGCCAUGCCACAGAAAGGCAAAACGUGGCAUCCGUGACUGGUCAGUGGCAGAAAGGGAAACUUAUUGGAUGGGGUACAUUUGGGAGAGUUUAUGCUGCAACCAACAGACAAACGGGAGCUUUAUGUGCAAUGAAAGAAGUUGACCUAAUAAUGGACGACCCUAAAUCUGCUGAAUCUGUGAAGCAGCUGGAGCAGGAAAUCAGAGUUCUUAGACAAUUCAAGCAUCAGAAUAUUGUGCAAUAUUAUGGUAGUGAAAUUGUUGAUGAUCACUUAUGCAUAUAUAUGGAGUAUGUCUAUCCGGGAUCAAUUAACAAAUAUGUCCGUGAACAUUGUGGAACUAUGACUGAAUCAGUCGUUCGCUGUUUCACUCGUCACAUUUUAUCUGGGCUUGCUUAUUUGCACAGCAACCGCACAAUUCACAGGGAUAUAAAAGGGGCAAAUUUACUCGUUGAUGUCACUGGUGUAGUCAAGCUUGCUGAUUUUGGGAUGGCAAAACAUCUGUCUGGACAAGUUUCCAUUCUCUCUCUGAAGGGUAGUCCUCAUUGGAUGGCUCCAGAGAUCCUGCUGGGAUCUAUGGCAAAGGAGAAGACAAGUCCUGAGACUGCUUUUGCUGUUGAUAUAUGGGGCGUUGGUUGUACCAUCAUUGAAAUGCUGAACGGAGUGCCUCCUUGGGGUGAACUGGAAGGGCCACAAGCGAUGUUCAAAGUUUUGUAUCGAAGCCCUCCCAUACCAGAGAAGCUGUCAUCAGAAGGAAGGGAUUUCCUAGAGCGUUGCUUACAAAGAAAUCCUGCGCAGAGACCCUCAGCUGAGGAGCUGCUACAGCACCCUUUCUUGAGAAACUCUCACGAUCAAAAUGGUUCAGGCUUUAGACCACUUUGCAAACUCAAACGAGUUGCACAAAGAUGACAAAUGACCCCUUGGUAUGCAGAUGGGGAGUUCUUUUUUGAGAUAAUCCCUGGAGCAUCAGAUAAUGCAGUUAAAUCUGCACCAUGACCUUUUCUACUUGCGUCCUACAUAAAGUCACCCUAUUCAUCUUGUGCCGUGGCUUCAUUCUCAUCCGUUCUUUGGGUGCCUAAUCUGGUUCAGUGAUUAAUUAAAAAAAAAAGCUACAAUGGCACUAGCAAGACAAAUCUUUCUUAUCCAGUUUGGUCUGUAAAGAAAAGAUUUGUGGAUGAGGCUACUCGCCCGACAAAGAAAGCACUGUCGACACGGGACUUCAAGUCCUUGGACUGGAGUAUAGCUCGAAAUUGAUUGGGAUGUGUUUCUUUUGCCUCAUUUGAAGGAGGGUAUCUCUGUUUGGAAUUCAAAGUGACAAAAGGAUCAAGAAUCUUGUCUUUCAUCCAUCAUGAAGGAGCAACUAAAGCGGAAAGAAUUACAGAUGAGCUUGGUGAUUCUGGGUGCUGAAGGCGCUACAAAAUGUGUUGAAAGAGAGAAAGAACAGGACAUUCGACAUAUGAAUAUAGAAAAAAUGUGCUAAUAAUUUCUUAGCAAGUGAAUUCGUUCAAGUCAAAUUAUGCCGUUUUUCUUCUUAUGAGCUUAAUAUUACUUGAAAUGAAUCUCCUUUUUCCAUUUA